Molecule: messenger RNA, 804 nt
Organism: Cyclospora cayetanensis
Lineage: Eukaryota; Apicomplexa; Conoidasida; Eucoccidiorida; Eimeriidae
Exons: 4
Coding region: 1-804 (267 amino acids)
Source: RefSeq, a predicted model, not a curated record
AUGAACGACUUAUUCGACAGACGUGUACUAAGGAUUCCAUUUUAUGGAUCUUCGAAAAGGGUAGGUGUUCUGAAAGAUUCCUUAUUUGAGGCUUUGCAGGGCCCUGUUGGCCGUACGGUCUGUCCGACGCUGUCUGUUGCAGCGCGGGAGGGAGGGAGGGAGGUCCCUCAGGCCAAGGUCUCUGGUGUACCGACGCCUGCCUGUGGUUCCGCCACCGGUAACAGCCGGAGUCACGCAGCAGCGGCCGCUACAAUGGGAGAUUUGCGCGCUCCCUCGACAGCUACAGAGAGGGCAGCUGCGACGAUCGCAGCAGCGGCAGAAGCCGCAGCAGCAGAAGAGGCCGCAGCAGCAGAAGAGGCCACAGCAACAGAUGAACUCUCUGCAUUGCUGUCAGAAGAUGCAGUGGAAAGCGAAACUGCGAGGCGGUCGACAGUCGAAGAACCCUGUUACGGAGGUAUCUCUGAGGUUUCAGGGGACCACGCGCCAGCAGCAGGCGUCCUAGGCGACAAGAGGUCUAGGGUCCAACUGCCUGCCUCGCCAUCUUCAUUUAUGAAACCCUCGGUUAUAAUAGCAGGAAAAGCUUCUGAGGGGUACGCCCAAGGAAGCUCUCCUUUAGGAGACCAUGGCGCUUCCUUCGGGAAGGGCCCUUCGCGGUCUUGCCAGUGGCUCCGCUGCCUCCCCGUCCUCUUCCUCAUGCUGCUAGUGCUCUAUAUAAACGUCGUCUAUGUAGCGUACCACUGCCUUCCGCAGUUGCAACUAGGAAGGCCUUCAGAAAAACGGGAUAUCCACAAAUUCAAAAGGUAG